CUCCAGUGGAUUAUGACAAUCGCCGCCUUGCCCUCCCUGCCCAGCGCACUGUGACUUCUCCCCAAUCACGGCGGAAUCCAUCAAGCCCACGUGCUGCAGAGUUGUCAUCUACUUGCAGAAGGAGAUGUCUGGGGACACGUGUUUAACCACCAUCUGUCCGGCUUCAGGAGCCAAGCCCAAAGCCUGCAGCUUCAAAGGGGGCAGCCUUGGCAACAAGUAUGUGCGGCUCAAUGUCGGGGGCUCCUUGUAUUACACCACAGUCCAGGUGUUGACCCGGCACGACACGAUGCUGAAGGCCAUGUUCAGUGGCAGGAUGGAAGUGCUCACUGACAAGGAAGGCUGGAUCCUUAUAGACCGUUGUGGGAAACAUUUUGGAACGAUUUUAAAUUAUCUUCGAGAUGACACGAUUGCGCUUCCAAAAAACAGGCAGGAGAUCAAAGAGCUGAUGGCAGAAGCCAAAUAUUACCUCAUUCAAGGCUUAGUAGACCUGUGUCAGACAGCCCUUCAGGACAAGAAGGACUUGUAUGAACCUGUCUGUAACAUCCCCAUCAUUACAUCGCCAAAGGAAGAAGAGAGGCUCAUAGAAUCAUCUAUCAAACCUGUAGUCAAGCUGCUUUAUAACAGGAGCAACAACAAAUAUUCCUACACCAGCAAUUCGGAUGACAACCUAUUGAAGAACAUCGAACUGUUUGACAAACUCUCUCUCCGCUUCAAUGGCCGAGUCCUCUUCAUUAAGGAUGUUAUAGGGGAUGAGAUCUGCUGCUGGUUCUUCUACGGACAGGGGCGGAAGCUUGCUGAGGUCUGUUGCACAUCUAUAGUCUAUGCUACCGAGAAGAAACAAACCAAGGUUGAGUUCCCUGAAGCACGUAUCUAUGAGGAGACACUAAAUGUCUUGCUUUUUGAAACUCCACGAGUUCCUGAUAACUCGCUGUUGGAGGCAACGAGCCGGAGCCGAAGCCAAGCCUCUCAUAGCGAGGACGACGAGGGCUUUGAACUGCGAGACCGAGUCCGUCGCAUACACGUCAAGAGAUACAGCACCUAUGAUGACCGGCAGCUUGGCCACUAGGAUAUCGGCUGAAGAGAAAGGGUUUGCUUUGUGUGCUUGUUUGUAGAGCAUAAAGACUGGAUGUUUUUGCGUGAGAAGUUUGGCUGAGAAGCAGGGGGUGGACUGUUGGACUCGCUGGUUGAGAAGCAACUUAGCAUCUUUGCACACAGAUUCAAAGCAACACUGAAGGCCAGAGGAUUCAAGAGUCACUGAUGUGUCCGUUGCGUACCACACAGUGUAAACAGAGCAACAUUCACUGUGUUGCGCAAGGGAUGGGCUCCCCGGACCCUGUCUCUUCUGGCAGCUACCAGUCACCUUUUUGUGAGAAGCUACAAAUUUUUCCUCAAGGUGGUGAUUCUGUUUGCAAACUUUUCUUUUCCCAGAGCCUUCUGUUACAGUUCUGUACCAUGAAUAUGUAGGAUAGGAAAGAGACUGGAGGUGGGGGGAGUUGAACACUAGCUCCUUUUGCAGACACUACGCUCUCCAGACCUCAUUAUCUUCUUGUGAAGCAAGCAGUUGGACUCCCAGGGCUAUAUGCAGAAUGUUUCUGUAUUAAGAUCACUUUUGAGCCUUAAACUCCUUGUCCUGUCUCACUAUAAGCCAGGAUUUUAAGGGAAAGCUAGAGUCAAGCUAGCAAAUGAUCCCUUUGUAGAAAAAGGGAGGAACCUGGAGAACUCAGUAAAAUAAACAUGAAAUGAUGUGAUAUGGGGGGUGGGAAUGGGUGUGGUAAAGUUUACAAGAAAGGGAGCCUUAAGGUGGGAUCAACCUCCUGUUGGCCUGGAAUAUGUGUAGACGAACCCUGAAUAUACAGAUCAUGGGAAUUUAGGGAAUCGCUCCAGAAUUAGUUGCUGCCUCUUUCCUCUUAGCUACAUCAGUGUUAGGAUGUGUUUCUUAAGUUGUGCGGGGGGAGGACAGGGUGAUUGAGGCAAACUUUAAUACUCCUCACUGGCUAAUGGUGAAGUGCAGACCAAAGGGAGCUUCCUAGUGCUCAAUAAGGUUGGCACGCAAGGGGUAGUACCUGUGUUUCUAUUCUAAUUUCCCUCUAAGGCAAGGAAAUGGGAGUGGGGGAAUGAGACUAGCCACUGAAGCUUGGGUGCUAUAGGGUGAAACAGGACCAAAGGGCUCAGCCUAAGGGAAGACUCCUUUUACUGAAUUUUAAACAAUGUCUGUAGCUGAGAAUUGGUGGAACUCCUGAUCAGAAUUCCUGAUCAGAAAAUGUUGGUGAGUCAAAUAGCUGUUUUUCAACAUAUUUGAAAGGGAAAAGAUUUCAACCGUGUACUCCAGAAUGUGGCUUCUUCUUUUACUGAGUUAACAUGAUAUCUGUGUGAGCAAAGAGUUUGUAAGGGUGUAGAUGUGAUUAUCCAGUGAGAGAUGAUUAUGCUCAGGACUGGGUGAAAGCUUAAGGGCUUAACUUUUCUUAAGCUUUGCUGGCCACUUGCCUCAGUCCUGUUGUUGGAGGGCCCCCUCGAGCGCUGCAGGUUUGAUUGUAUGCUAUGCACAAUUAGCCACGUGCCCUGUAUUCAGGGUUGUUUCAGUGCUGGUCAGUUAUUUGUUUGGCAGACAGGAAAAAUUGUCACCUGUCUAGACUUGUUUUUUCGUGUGCGCCCUGGGAUGCUGGUUGAUAGUAUUUUACCUAGGCUGACCUUCCUAUGCUGAGAAUUUUUUCCCUGUUCAUUUUUCAGGGAAAAAUGCAGAGUCUUUGCACAUUGCAAAGGAGAGGACCUUAUAAGCAUAGACCACUAACUUACGCAGUGAUGGACUUCAGCCCCUCUACACGUCCAGUUCCUUUUGAUUCUUCCACUAAAGACUAUGAGUUAUGGAGUUAAAUUAAUCCUUUCUCACAUCAUCUUAACUUAAUCACAUAGGGCAAGCUAUCAAAUGAACUGGAGAACUUGCGGUUAGUAUGUCAACAGUGGGAGUAAAUCACUGUGCUCGGUGAUGUAGUUUCACUGGUGCUAACUAAGCACAGAAAAGAGCAUACUGGAACUUGUACCAGCUUGGGCAGCCUCUCGUAAGGGGCAAACCCCUGUCUGCCCUAGGGUAAGCACUAGUUCAGGUACACUGACUGCUAGCCACCUGGCCUGCACAGGGUCUUUUGAGUGGCAAGUUUUGCCAGAUUGAAAGAUCCUUAUUCAAGUAACUUGCAUGUUUUAGGAUUUGGCCCUUUGUAACUGCUCAGAGUGACUGACACUUACCUCAAAGGGAAAAGUAAGAUUUAUUUCACAGGUUUUAUAAAAUAUGAGAGGGUUUACAUUGACUUCAGAGUGAGAAUGCAGAGAAUAAAUGAGGUUGUGAGACUAAAUUAGUAUCCAAAUGUAAUGAGACCCUUUAAAACCCAACCUAUUCAGCACAUUUAGUGUUCUUUCUAAAGACAAAGCCCAAUCGAGAACAGUCUGGUUAGACAAGAGAUUUUGAGUACUGUAAUCAUGUAAAGAUUUAUUUUUCUUACAAGUUCAUUAAAUAGUACAUGACUGUUUUUAAAAUUAUAGCACAUUCAAGAUAGUGUCUAGUAUGAUUUUAUUUCCCUAGAUGCAUUCAAGAUGCACAUUGAGGAAGACAGCUAAUUGUUUUAACUAUUAAUUUGAAAAUGAAAUGUAUCAAUUUCUGAUGGGGAGACUUCAUCAGUUUGGGUAACAAGUUGAGCCUACCUACAAGAGAGCAGCUGUUCAACAACACCUUCAACGGGGCCUGUUGAGCAGUCACAAGUUGGGUUAGUAAAGUCGUUAACCUUUUUUUCUUUUUUCUUUAAAUCUGUUAGACUCCCAGCUCUGGGCCACCAAUUCAGAUCCACUAAAUAGGCAGCCUGGUUCAUGGGUCUCAGUUUAGUUCCCAGUAGCUAGGGUUCUGUGUUAUAAAUGCCUCCAUCACAAUUGGCCAUAAAUGGCUUCUUUUACCCUCUAACAGUGAUCUUUUUAUAUUGGCUGUGAAGGAGUAGGGGUGGGCAAUGGGGAAGUGCGGUAUGUGACUGCCCGUACUGUAUCUGAAUUUCUGUGGUCCUCAGGACUGUCAGGUUGGCAUUUCUUUCAUCACUGCUAAAUCAUUUGCAAAUUUUAAAAGCAAAACUUGGUGGGAUUAUUUUCCUGCAAAGUCUGUUUUAGCAUUUACUAUGCAACUUUACUGUAGUUUGCACUGGGCUGGAGAGGGGUUUUGGUAGGCCACGUUUGAAAAGAAUGGCAGGGAGUGCCCUCAGAUUUCUUGUUUUAAAAACAAGAUGGUAGGUAUUUCGGAGAAAGGCAGUAGUCACUACAGAAUCCCUGUGCUUGUUGCCUAGUCGAGCCUCCUGCGUGUGGAAAUGGAUCUCUUUAAUUCUCCUUGCAUUCAGGAACAAGUGUUGUCACUGUAAUGCACCUGCCUUUUUAUGAAAGGACUCUUUAAACACUAAUUACAAAUAACCCACUUUCCAUGAAGUCUGUUUACCAGCUGGUUUUGAUAAUCACAGCAGUGAAAAAAUAAUGCAGAGACUUGUUCGGACUAACGCUUUGGAGGUUUUUGAAUUGUCAAGCUGGUUACUUAAAGUAAUUUCUCUGCCCCACCCCUGUAUUUUAUAAUUUCUGAAGUGUGAUUCUGUAAGUCAGGGGACCCAAGAUGGUUAAUUCCCUUUUUUCUGGAGAAGUAAUAAUCUUGUUGAUUGUAUUUAUGGUAUAUUGCAAGUGUUAUAAGCUCUUUAAAACAGUUCCCAAUAGAGGCUAUCGUCGUGGGUAUAGGAUUUUUUUUCUUUGCUGCACAGAGUAGAUGCAGUUUGCUUUUGUACUUCUAACAUCGAUUUACUUUUAUACUAUAGAAGCUCCCUUUGUAAAAAAUAUUUUCACACAGCCCUCUCCCCUCUCCCCCCCCCUUUUUUUUUUUUUUUGAGAAGCGACUAAUCAGUUCAAAUUACCACUGUGCGUGUUGGAGAAAAGGUUGGACUGGCCUAAUGAAUGCUAAAGACCGUUUUGCAAGGCUGUGUUAACACGCAAUUAUUCUCAGAAGAAUUCUAUUACCUUAAUAUACCUAUUCCCUGAGUUUCUUUAAGUCAAAUCUGCAUGUCGAUCCCUGGGUUCUUGUUCUUAUUAGCCUACUGGGUUUUAGAGCUAGUGCCUUUAAAAGAAAGCGAGGUAGAUUCUGUACACCAAGGUUUCUGAAAUGCAGUUGUCAGUUAAGCUCAAAAUGGUGAAUCAUGUGGUAGGUAAGAGGCAGAUCCCCAAAUCCUACAGUGAAUUUUCAAGGUUGGCAAUUAGAAGGUUCAUCUUGUAACUUGUAAACCGAGCUAAUAUGUCACAAAGAUGAGGCGUGCUUUUGGAAGUGUUUUGGAUGUUGUUUUCAAAACUACUGAGAAAUGUCUUGGUGCUGGAUAAGGAGAAGUUUUCAAAACUGUUUAAGGGAUUUAGAGGCCAAAUCUUACUAGAAGUCAGUAAAAACUGUUCUCCUAAGCAGCUAAGGAUUUUUUUUUAUUUGAAAAUAGACACCAAAAUGCUUAUCUGAAUUAUUUGAUGAGAUUAUCUAAUAACAAUACUCUUUCUCCCUCCCUCCCAAAUUACAUAGUACUGUCCACUUAUUCAGGAACAAAAAACACUCUCAUCAUUAACACCUGAUUGGGUUGGAAUCGCAUGUAGCCACUUCCAAUCUGGUAGGUAGGUUGUCUUAAAUGUGUAAGCCUUAACCCUAGAAACAUCCAAGUCUGGUCUAAACAAGUGAUGUUCCAAUCAUGGGUACAGGACUGUAGGUCUUCCCUCCAUGUUCUUGCCCCUGUGCCCCAUGCUCUUCAGAGCAUACUUGGGAGACACUAGUUAAAAUGCCUGUGGGUAGCUUUUGCUUAAUGCUCCCAUUGUUACAACUACUGUUGCUACUGGAAUUCUUGGUUAGAUGUCCUGCUAACAAAUGUAUGUGCCCCAUACUAACAAAGACCUUCACAAUGGCAAGAGAUGAUAAUAUUAGGUAAGACUGCUAUAUCCCUGUGUUUUAUAGAGCCCCUAGAAUGUACUAAGCUAUUUUUUACUGGCUCGGUUAUCUAGUUUGACAAUUUACGUGAAGUCUCGCUGAAUGCAAAUGGAGGAAUAGGACGUGCCUUUGUUCACAUCUAACUGCUUUGACCUAAAGGGUGGGCAGGUGUCUCCUUUUUCCCCUUAAAUCCAUCAUAUUUCAAGUGGCUUCAAUACCGAAUGUUAAGUGAAUGCUUUCUUUCAUUGCACCUAAACCAUGACCUGUUGAUUGUACAGUGACUACCUGAUUCUGAAUAUUUUUGUUACUAAUAUUUGUAGGUUUUGAUGCAACUUGUACAAUGUAUUUUCAUUCUAACCCUCCUUUUAUUUACUUAAGGGGUGCAACUAGCUUGGCUGUUAUUGAAUCCUAGGUCACGUUUUCAAAAGACAUUGUAUAAUGGAGAACAAACAGCAUUGUGAAGGAUAAUGCAGCUUUGAAGUACCAGUCUUCACUUAUUUAUAGUAAAAUACCCAUUUUCAGGGUGACAAAGCAGCCAUUCUUGCUGAGAACAGUCUGUGAUGUUUUAAAUAGCGCGUUAUGAUCCUUCUGUUAAGACGAUGCAGAUUUCUAAUUGGAAGCACUUACAUCUGUGCAUUAAGAAAUCUGAAAUAACUUUCUUCAAAGAACAUCAUUUGUGCUGCUCUCUCGAGGCGCCUCUGAAUCUAAAGUAGCCUUUUGGGGAAAAAAAAGAAAACUACUUUGUCACAUUUGCAGUGUAGAAGUCUAACUACACCAGCCAGCAAUCACUAGCUAGUGGAGCCUUUUCUGAACCCUGCUGUCCUCUGUGCACUGCAGUUAAUUUGAACUUCCUGUGUUCAAAAUAUUGUAUUGGCAGAUUGAGGAGCAAAUGGAAAAUGUUAACCAACAUGAACCCUUUAACAGGGGACUGUACAACAUCUGCAGUUUCAGUAAUGGGGUCCUAAUGAAUUGUAAAUGGCUCUAGUUUUUCUACAGGGAAGGAGACUUGGAGCUUAUGUUAAGCAGCACUUUGGUAUCAGUUUUUAAUUAGGUGAUAAUAUCAUACAGGAUAGUGUUGGAGGAUAGCAGUCUCCAACUGCUUGAUAAAUGCCAAGACCAAACUAAAUGCUUAACCUUCACCUUGACAUUUAAGUUUCGGAACAGGAGACAUUUAUCCCCUGGCAACUUUCCAUUCUACUGAUUUCUUUUUAUCUCUUGUAUCAAAUGAUGAAAAAUAAAUAAAUAACGGAGACUAACGGGACACUGGAGUGACUGAUGCCAGGCUGCUGUUGAAAAGCUGCAUUCUGCCUAGCAAAGAUGAUGCUUGUUUUCUUCCGC
Alligator sinensis (Chinese alligator) is the source of this 7300-nucleotide messenger RNA. It is a transcript of the gene TNFAIP1, whose product is annotated as TNF alpha induced protein 1. Lineage: Eukaryota; Metazoa; Chordata; Crocodylia; Alligatoridae. Gene Ontology annotation, molecular function: protein binding; ubiquitin-protein transferase activity. Gene Ontology annotation, biological process: protein homooligomerization; proteasome-mediated ubiquitin-dependent protein catabolic process; negative regulation of Rho protein signal transduction. Gene Ontology annotation, cellular component: Cul3-RING ubiquitin ligase complex. The transcript has 6 exons. The record is from RefSeq and is a predicted model, not a curated record. The coding region runs from base 125 to 1066 and encodes 313 amino acids.